UGCCAAUACAUGGAAAAUAUUACCUGUACAAGUUUAGGACUUCCCUAUAGAUGGGUUUCCGAUGACGUCACACAUCUCCCAUAAUUCCCUUGGCCGCCAUAUUGUGUGUCAUUGUGACGGGUCAUUGAUUCUCAUUGUUUUGUUACACAUGUUUACCUCAAGCUAUGGUUCACACGUGUGUUGUUUGGGGCUGUACAAACCGUGCAGAUCCUGACACAACAAAGAGACAAUAUUUCAACAUUCCUAAAGUAAUCAACCACCAAGGAACAAAGACAGAAAGGCUUUCCACCGAGAGACGAAAUCUGUGGCUGGCGCGAAUAAAUAGAGAUGGCUUCAACCCAGAGAUGGCUUCAACCCAGAUCCAAACAAAAACCACUAUAAAGUGUGUUCUGACCAUUUCAUCACAGGAAGGAAAGCAGAUCUGUAUGACAGCACUAACCCGGACUGGGCGCCAUCUCAGAAAAUGGGACCAGAGCAACCCAUCAGCUGCGCAACUCCAGAUCCGCAGUCUUCCAAGAAAAGGUACCAACGCGUUAAGGAAAGACAGCAUAAGGUGAAAAGGUUUAAGGCUGCAGAGGCACUUUUAGAUUUACAAAAGACUAACACUAGCCCCGCUGUAAGUGAUUGUGUAAAUGAGGAGUCUGUUGACAUUCCUGAAAUCCCAGAGGAUCAACCAAGCCAACCAGGUAAUGAACCAACAGUCACAGUUGAAAUGAUGAGGUUUGAACUACAAAGACUGACAAGUGAAAACAUGGACUUGAAGGAGAAACUGAAAUGUACAAUAUUGUCUCCAGAGUCACUUGACGACGACAAGUCAAAAAACACUAUACUGGACUCGACUACGAUACCUUGAUGACCAUCUUCAAUUAUUUGGAAACCAGUAUACCCGGAAGGGCAAAUAGUGCAUUAACAAAGUUUGAGAAAGUAAUGUUGGUGCUGAUGAAACUUCGGUUAAAUCUAGGCUUGCAAGAUUUAGCAUACAGAUUCAAGAUUUCAAAAAGUUGUGUGUCAAAAGUGUUCCUGGACACUAUUCAUGUGAUGUACAUCAAAUUGAAGCGAGAGAUCCUGUGGCCUGAUAGAGAAGAGCUUCAAUUGUCAAUGCCUAUGGAGUUCCGCAAAUAUUUCGGUGUGAAAGUGUCAAUAAUUAUUGAUUGCUUUGAGGUUUUUAUUGAGCGACCUUCCAACUUACUUGCCAGAUCUGAGACAUGGUCCAAUUAUAAGCAUCACAACACCACAAAGUUUUUGAUUGGAA
Molecule: messenger RNA, 1252 nt
Organism: Pecten maximus
Lineage: Eukaryota; Metazoa; Mollusca; Bivalvia; Pectinida; Pectinidae
Exons: 2
Coding region: 165-557 (130 amino acids)
Source: RefSeq, a predicted model, not a curated record